Messenger RNA from Aphanomyces invadans, 922 nucleotides. RefSeq names its product peptidyl-prolyl cis-trans isomerase 1. The transcript has a single exon. Gene Ontology annotation, molecular function: peptidyl-prolyl cis-trans isomerase activity. Gene Ontology annotation, biological process: protein folding; protein peptidyl-prolyl isomerization. The coding region runs from base 25 to 540 and encodes 171 amino acids. Lineage: Eukaryota; Oomycota; Saprolegniomycetes; Saprolegniales; Verrucalvaceae. The record is from RefSeq and is a predicted model, not a curated record.
GGAAUUUCCCAUCGACAACGCAACAUGCCCAACCCGUCCGUUUUCUUCGACAUGACCAUUGGCGGCGAAGCUGUCGGCCGCAUCGUGAUGGAAUUGUACGCCGACAAGGUCCCCCUCACGGCCGAAAACUUCCGUGCGUUGUGCACCGGUGAAAAGGGUGUCGGCCGCUCGGGCAAGCCUUUGCAUUUCAAGGGCUCGUCGUUCCACCGAGUCAUCCCCAACUUUAUGUGCCAAGGCGGUGAUUUCACUCGCGGCAACGGCACGGGCGGUGAAUCGAUUUACGGCGACAAGUUUGCUGACGAAAACUUCAGCGGCAUCCACGACGUCCCUGGUGUUUUGUCGAUGGCGAACGCCGGCCCCAACACGAACGGCUCGCAAUUCUUCAUCUGCACCGUCGCCACCCCCUGGUUGGACGGCAAGCACGUCGUGUUCGGCCGUGUCACCCAAGGUAUGGAUGUUGUGUCUAAGAUCGAAUCGUUCGGCUCGCAGUCUGGCCAAACCAAGAAGCCUGUCGUGAUUGCCAACUGCGGCCAAUUGUAAACGGCUUAAUGCAAAAACACCUCUACAUACCCCACCCUCGUCGUUGAACCCGACGACUCUUUCAUGCACGAGAGUGAAGAGCCAUCCCAAAGGGUACAUUUUACUUCUCCCGACUUUUGACAACUUUUCGCACAUGGGCGCGCAGGACGGAGCCAAAGUUGAGCAUCUCCUUGAACGAUGGAAAAUAGUUGACAUCGACGACCAUCAGCUCGUUCGUGUUGGACGCCAUGAUCACAUCGAAACCAAACAACGACAAGUUGGUUGUCGCCUGGAUCGCUCGGCCGAUGGCUUGAACGCUCUUGUCGAGCGCCUCCGUCCACAGUGUCGCCGGAUCGUUCAAUGGUGCAGCCGUCCCACUUGAGCUGGACGAUAGAGGUCCAUG